Molecule: messenger RNA, 2226 nt
Organism: Neolamprologus brichardi
Lineage: Eukaryota; Metazoa; Chordata; Actinopteri; Cichliformes; Cichlidae
Source: RefSeq, a predicted model, not a curated record
AUGUCAACCCACAGUUACGAGGUGUGGGACAGCGGUGGCUACAGUCAAAGCACAAAACACGUUAGCCAGGGUCGGAACGGAAACUACGUGGAGUCCAGCUGGUAUCAGUGGUGGGAGAGAGAGGGAUUCUUCAGUCCUGAGCAACAUGGACGGCUGCCCCACGCGGUGGAUCAGACCUUCUCUCUGUGCGUUCCUCCACCAAACGUGACUGGCACUCUGCACCUGGGCCACGCUCUGACAGUAGCUGUGGAGGACGCGCUGGUUCGAUGGAGACGGAUGCAGGGCUGCAGAGUGCUGUGGGUGCCUGGAUGUGACCACGCAGGAAUCGCAACGCAGACGGUGGUGGAGAGGAGACUGCUGAGGCAAACGGGGAAGCACAGACGAGACUUUACGAGGGACGAGUUUCUGGAGGAGGUGUGGAAGUGGAAGAACGAGAAAGGAGACGAGAUCUACCACCAGCUGAGGAAGCUCGGAGCGUCUCUGGACUGGAGCAGAGCCUGCUUCACUAUGGACCCAGGUUUCAGCAGAGCUGUAACUGCAGCGUUCGUCCGACUGUGCGACUCUGGUCUGAUUUAUCGCUCCGAGGCUUUGGUCAGCUGGAGCUGUGCCCUGGAGUCGGCCAUCUCUGACAUAGAGCACCCCGAUGAUCCUCGAUACCAGACUGUUCACGGGAAGCUCUGCAGACAUCCUUUCACCGACAGACUGCUGCCCAUCAUCACUGACUCUACGGUGGACGUGGAGCUCGGAACUGGUGCAGUGAAGGUGACUCCUGCUCACGACCACGCAGACUUUGUCCUCUCACAGAGACACUCGCUCCCACGCCUGACUGUGAUUGCUGGCGACGGGACGAUGACGGCGUCCUGUGGCCGGUGGCUGGAGGGGGUGAAGCGUUUUGAUGCCAGACAGCUGGUUGUGGACGCUCUGGUUGAGAAAAGACUGUUCAGAGGAAGAAAAGAUCACGCCAUGAGUUUACCCGUCUGCAGGUACAGCAGCGCGUGCACGCUCAGCAGCGUGUGCACGCUCAGCACGGCUCCUCGGAGCAGCAUGGACCGCUGGAUCUGCUCCAGACUGCGCAGCACGGUGGGCCAGUGCGAGCAGGCCUUUGAAGCUUACGAGCUCCACGCCGCCACGUCGGCGCUGCACUCCUUCUGGGUCCACAGCCUGUGUGAUGUUUACAUGGAGUACAUGAAGCCUCUGCUGACCCAGCAGGACCAGGAAGUCGUCCUCACAGAGCGCGGUGGUGACGCGAGGCAGGCGGCCAUCGCUGUCCUGUAUCACUGUGUGUCUGUGUCCCUGGCCCUGCUCGCCCCCUUCAUGCCGUUCAUCACUGAGGAGCUGUGGCAGCGACUUCAGCCGUUUGCACCCGAAGCUGCUGCACAGACCAGCCUGUGUUUGCAGCCGUACCCCCGCACCGCUCAGUUGGCACACUGGCAUUUUGCCGAAGAGGAAAGAGACUUCCUGCUGGUACAGGAAGUGAUCCGAGUGGCCCGUUCUUUACGAGCACAGUGUGGCGUAACCAAAGCAAAACCUGACAUGUGGGCAGUGUGCUCGCCCAGCCAGGCCGAGGUCCUCCUUCGCUUCGGGUCAGCGAUUAGGACGUUAAGCCGAAUCUCCGACCUUCACAUCUGCUGUUCUGACGGAGGCAGCAUCCCCCCGUCUGCACGCUCCACUUCUCCACCCAAAACAAGCCUCGUUGGUGUGGUGGACCACACGUGUCGGCUACAUCUUCACGUUCAGAGUGGGAUGAACAUUGAGAAACAGAUCGUGCAGCUCUCUCAGCGCAGAGACCGGCUCGUCCCGAAGCUGGAUGAGAUCCUCGCCAGAGUCCAGUCUCCAAGCUACCUCAGCAAGGUUCCUGCUCGUGUCCGGGAGCAGAUGGACAGUAAGGUGUCUGCGUUGGAGCAGGAACUGAAAACUGUUGAGGAUCAACUGAAACUGCUGCAAGAGAUGCAAACAGCAGAAUAACUGAAGCCUUCACAGGAGCUGUUGGACUGCUGUAGGAAAACAGCUGCUGUUUCAUUAUUUAUAAUAUUAUAGUCAAAAAUAUGAACUUUAUAUUAUGUAAUGGAGUUAUGCGCUGUCUAAGCACCAGUCUCGUCUGGCUCCGGGUGUUUUGAGCAUCGUGGAAACAUCUGCAUUUGAUCUGUUGCUCUUAUUCCAAAAAUACUGUCUUCUGUUCUGGCCUUUUAAAAACUUUGUUUAAAAUAAUUUUUAUGAUCAACCUUU